Asparagus officinalis (garden asparagus) is the source of this 1068-nucleotide messenger RNA. Its product is annotated as G-box-binding factor 4-like. Gene Ontology annotation, molecular function: DNA-binding transcription factor activity. The record is from RefSeq and is a predicted model, not a curated record. Lineage: Eukaryota; Viridiplantae; Streptophyta; Magnoliopsida; Asparagales; Asparagaceae. The coding region runs from base 468 to 740 and encodes 90 amino acids. Gene Ontology annotation, biological process: positive regulation of DNA-templated transcription. The transcript has 4 exons. Gene Ontology annotation, cellular component: nucleus.
AGCCCACCGAAUCAGAUCGAACACAAAGCCUCAAGCAAACCGCCACUGGCAAUCUCAGACGAGGAAAGCCAAAACCCUAACCCUAAAAUCCCCCAAAUCAUGGCAUCGUCUCGCGUGAUGGCGUCGUCCUCCUCCGCCACCUCCGGCAUCACCCGGCAAUCCUCCAUCUACUCCCUCAAAUCUCUCGGAUCCAUGAAUAUCGACGAACUCUUCCGCAACAUCGACGCCGAGGGCUCCAGCGGCGGUGUCGGCAGCGGAGCGCCUCUCCGAGACGAUGUCGAGGCAAGGGAGCGGUCUAUGGAGGGAAGAUUGACGAGGCGGCGAGAUGACGCGUGAGGAUUUCUUUGCUAGGCUGGGCGGUGACGGAGGAGGACGUCAAGGUCCCGAUUGGAGAAAUCGGGUCGGGUCGGGUCGGGAUUGUGGAUCCGAUAAGGGGAGGAGGGAGGGGGAGGAAGAGGGACAAUACGAUGGAUCCGGCGGAGAGGGCGGCGUUGCAGGGGAAGAAGAGGAUGAUCAAGAAUCGGGAGUCGGCAGCGAGAUCUAGAGAGAGAAAGCAGGCUUAUACUGCAGAGCUAGAGUCUUUAGUGACGCAGCUUGAAGAGGAGAAUGCUCGGCUGUUGAGACAUCAGGAGGAAAGAAAGAGGAAGAGGCUUAAGCAGCUGUCGGAAAGUCUGAUCCCAAUCACAGAGCACAGGAAGCCAUUGCGUCCUCUUCGAAGAACACACAGUAUGCAGUGGUAGGGCAUUUAUCAUUCCCCUUGUGUAAAUGAAGAGACAUGGUUAAGGCCUGGGUUUUUUUUUCAUUCAUCAAGAUCCCAUGUGGCCACCUGCAACAUAUACACUUUAAAUGUGUUACUAAAAUAGAUGUAAGACGUGAGUGUAGUCAUAAGAUCUCGAUAGUCGAUCCCUGAGAGGGCCUGAGAUAUGUAUUAACUCGGUACUUCAGACGUGUUGCUCUCGUUGAUAGCGUGUAGAGAGAUGGUGAGAAUAAUAUAUGUGUAUAUCUUGUGUAAAGAUGUAAUUUUCAAAUGAUUCUGUCUGAUCAAACAUGCUGUAGUUCGUUUAUGAA